Messenger RNA from Sipha flava (yellow sugarcane aphid), 586 nucleotides. It is a transcript of the gene RpL27, whose product is annotated as 60S ribosomal protein L27. Gene Ontology annotation, molecular function: structural constituent of ribosome. Lineage: Eukaryota; Metazoa; Arthropoda; Insecta; Hemiptera; Aphididae. Gene Ontology annotation, biological process: translation. The transcript has 4 exons. The record is from RefSeq and is a predicted model, not a curated record. Gene Ontology annotation, cellular component: cytosolic large ribosomal subunit; ribosome. Bases 125 to 532 code for a protein of 135 amino acids.
GUCACGAGUCGGUAGAACUUCUACUAUCAUAACCUCAAAAUUCAUCUGAAAACAAAUAGUUCUUUUUUGGCGUUCGUAGCCUGCCUCGUGUAACUAUCGCGUAGUUUUGUGCACAAACGGCACGAUGGGUAAAAUAAUGAAAUCUGGCAAAAUCGUGCUGGUGUUAUCUGGGAGAUACGCCGGCCGAAAAGCAGUCAUAAUGAAAACCUAUGAUGAAGGUACAGCGGAAAGACAGUAUGGUCACGCACUGGUGGCCGGUAUAGAUCGCUAUCCUCGGAAAGUCACCAAACGUAUGUCACAGGAGAAACUGAAAAAACGAUCUAAAAUUAAACCAUUUCUGAAAGUGCUCAACUAUAACCACCUUAUGCCAACUAGAUACUCCGUUCAAGAUGUAACAGUAGAUAAGGUUUCACCUAAAGAUUUAAAAGAUCCAAUGAUUAAAAAGAAAUACCGUUUCCAGACUAGGGUUAAAUUUGAAGAAAAGUUCAAGUCAGGGAAAAAUAAAUGGUUUUUCCAAAAGCUAAGGUUCUAGUUGAAAUUAUGUAAGAUUUAUCUUUUUAUUGGAUAAUAAAAAAAAAAAACCUCA